CAGUCAGAAUGUGGUUGCUCAAUCUUUUUACUACUUUCUAGUUUUAUUUGUUAGAUUUAUCAAAUAGUUUUGUCCAUGUUGAUUCUAAGUAGUACCUAUAAUGUGGAAGUAAAAUCGUUUCCCAGAUGGCGUGGACAGCUGUAAAAAACCAAUUUAAAGAAACCUGGUUAACAACUUCGCUCAGUCUGAUUUUAUUUAUGGGAGUUACUUAUUUCUUAUUGUGGGCUGAGAGUCAAACAAUUAAAAGCAACUUGAUGUUAGAAGAACUGAUAUCAGCAGCUAUAAGUAUAGAUGUGCACACAGAAGACCAAGCCAAACAUUAUGAAGGACAAAUUCUUCAUAUCAUAGGCCCAAUUGAAAUACUGGAACCUAUAUCUGAGCCUGACUACAACAUACAGGUCCAGGCCGUCAAAUUGAGGAAAAGAGUACAAAUGUAUCAGUGGAUUGAGGAGACAACAGAGCAAAACAAUUUUCUGUCAGAACCUGCAGAAGAAUACCAGAAAACUUAUUGGUAUCACAAAGACUGGAGGGAUUACAUUGUGGAUUCAAACCUGUUUUACAUUAGACCUGGUCAUCACAACCCUACAUCAAUGCCUUUGUUUAGUGAGACGCAUAUAGCUGAAAAUGUCAGAAUAGGCUGGUUGUAUCUUGGCACUGAUGUAAAACGUAAGGUAAAUGACUAUUACGAGAUUUGGUCAGAUUCAAGGCCUGAUAGGAGUGACAUUAAACUACACUCAGGAUUUUACUAUCACGGUGAAAGCGCAUUGGAACACAAAAUAGGAGAUUUGCGAAUUCAUUUCAGUUAUGCUGGACGACAAGAUGACAUAUACACAGCAGUGGGUGUUGUAGAGAGUGGAGUGCUCCAACCAUACAGUUCAUCAUCAUUCCCAUCAGCAGACCCAAUCUCAUUGUUUCGAAAGGGUUCCUACACUUUACAACAUCUGCAUGAGUUAGAGAGGAAAGAUGCAAAUGUACAUACUUGGAAAUAUAGACUGCUUGGUUUCAUUCAAGUUUUUGCUUCUGCAAUGACUUUACAUCCUGACUGGAUUACACUAUUUUUACAGUUUUCAUGGAUAUCACAUAAUCUCAGAAGAUGCACAAGGGCUUGGGUCAACUUGGUCUUAUCGUUUUCAUACUCUUGUUUCAUCAUAUCAUUUCCUUGGUUACUUCACAAACCGGUGUACGGCGUGAUAAUAGUGGUCUACUCUGUAAUACCUCUUCUUUAUUACUCUACGUUAUUGACAAGACGCGAAGUGACCGAAUCUAUGUCAUAUAGAAGAUGGAACGACGAUAUUCGCUGAGCGCGAUAGCUCAGAUCGCAUUAUGAGCUCCCUUCCCUAUUUCACUCAGGUUUCUGGUGAAGUCAACCCAUUCGGAUUAUGUUGUGUCUCUAAACUUAUAAUGGAUAGCGGAUGAAUGAGCUAAAUUGUCAUAAGCAUUUUAAUGGGUUUUGUGUAUCUGUGACAGGAGACACGUCUAUACUAAUAUUAUAAAGAGGAAAGAUUUGUUUGUUUGUUUGUUUCGAAUAGGCUUCGAAACUAC
Bombyx mandarina (wild silkworm) is the source of this 1542-nucleotide messenger RNA. RefSeq names its product Transmembrane protein 43 (gene Tmem43). Gene Ontology annotation, biological process: nuclear membrane organization; lipid metabolic process. The record is from RefSeq and is a predicted model, not a curated record. Lineage: Eukaryota; Metazoa; Arthropoda; Insecta; Lepidoptera; Bombycidae. Gene Ontology annotation, cellular component: nuclear inner membrane.